Cuscuta europaea is the source of this 1006-nucleotide messenger RNA. NCBI's taxonomy places the organism in Eukaryota, Viridiplantae, Streptophyta, Magnoliopsida, Solanales, Convolvulaceae. The record is from the annotation of a GenBank genome assembly.
GGCAUUGACUCUACUUUCCUCAACACAUUAAGAAGACAAAAUCAAGAAGAAAAAUGGCUGGAACUGACAGGGUGAAUCAUGAGAAUCAAGAACUAGUCCCCACUGGUAAAUUAGGUAAAGCAAUGCCAGUACCACCAGAAGCCAUGAGGCGUCCACGUGGCAGGCCGGCCGGGUCGAAGAACAAGCCGAAGCCGCCAAUUAUCAUCACGCGCGACAGUGCCAACGCGCUUAAAGCGCACGCGAUGGAGGUCAGCUCCGGCUGCGACAUCAACGAGAGCCUCCUGAGCUUUGCUCGGAGAAAGCAACGGGGAGUGUCCGUCCUGAGCGCGACGGGGUGCGUUACCAACGUGACGUUGCGUCAACCGGCGUCCUCCGGGUCAAUCGUGACCCUCCACGGGAGGUUCGAGAUCCUAUCUCUGCUCGGCUCGAUUCUGCCACCUCCGGCCCCACCGGGGGUGACAGGGUUGAGCAUAUACCUCGCCGGAGCGCAGGGACAGGUGGUGGGAGGGUGCGUGGUCGGUGCGCUUAUCGCCUCCGGUCCGGUCGUGAUCAUGGCCGCGACUUUCUUGAAUGCCACUUACGACAGGCUGCCGUUGCUUGAUGAUGAGCAACAGGUCAUUUCGGCGGCCAACCACCAGCAGCAAUACCACCACCACCAAAACGGCGGCGGCCACCAGAAUAUGGAGGUUUCCGACAUAUAUGGGUUGCCGCAGAAUCUGAUUACUGGUGGUGGUGCUUUACACCCUGUCGAGGUCUAUAGUUGGGCACCAGCCAAGAACUUGUCAAAACCAUAGAGCGUGCUAGCUAGAUAGUACUCGUAAGAAAUUAUUAUUAGAGAGAAAUGAUACUAGCUGGCCUAGACUUUCCUUGAUGUUCUUAAUUAAUUUCAUUUCUCAUAGUCAUAGAAGAAAAUUUGUAACUUCUCUAUAAUAAUUAUUCAAUAUAACUUGUUAUUAUACCUAUUUUUCCUACGCUUAACAGAUUCUGAUAUGAUGUUUAAUUAAAA